UCUUAUUGUUAUUUUCAAUAUCGGGGUGUUUUAGUAAUUUACUUGCGCAUUAGGGCUAGGGUUUUGGGCGUCGAUAUAAAAUCCGAGAGAUGCAUUGUUGUAAGACCUUCUAUAGCAGUUGUAAUCCUCUUCAUCGGGUGAUUUGAGCUAAGUGGUUUUUUGGGUAGCGAAUCAAUCAUUCAAGAUGCAGAACGAAGAGGGUCAGAAUAUGGAUCUGUACAUCCCCAGGAAAUGCUCUGCCACAAACAGGCUCAUCACCUCCAAGGAUCAUGCUUCUGUCCAGAUUAACAUUGGGCAUUUGGAUGCCAAUGGCCACUACACUGGUCAAUUUACCACUUUUGCUCUCUGUGGUUUCGUCCGAGCUCAGGGUGAUGCUGACAGUGCCUUGGACAGGCUUUGGCAAAAGAAGAAGGUUGAACUCCGCCAACAAUAAUUGCAGUUGGAGCAUGUUCUGUUUUGUUUUAAACGUUGUUGCUCCAUGAAGAGUGACUGCAGUUACCUAGCUAUUCCAUUGCACUUUUGUGUUUGUUUGUAGUUAUUUGUUAUCAUGGAUGAGUUAAUAUCUAGUACUUAGUUUGAGUUUGAUUUUAUGUUAAACUUGUUUUUGGCAUGGUUUUCUGUAAUAUCAUCCUGCAUUUUAAGUUUUGAA
Molecule: messenger RNA, 649 nt
Organism: Hevea brasiliensis (rubber tree)
Lineage: Eukaryota; Viridiplantae; Streptophyta; Magnoliopsida; Malpighiales; Euphorbiaceae
Product: 40S ribosomal protein S21-2
Exons: 4
Coding region: 185-433 (82 amino acids)
Biological process (GO): endonucleolytic cleavage in ITS1 to separate SSU-rRNA from 5.8S rRNA and LSU-rRNA from tricistronic rRNA transcript (SSU-rRNA, 5.8S rRNA, LSU-rRNA); endonucleolytic cleavage to generate mature 3'-end of SSU-rRNA from (SSU-rRNA, 5.8S rRNA, LSU-rRNA); translation
Cellular component (GO): ribosome; cytosolic small ribosomal subunit
Molecular function (GO): structural constituent of ribosome
Source: RefSeq, a predicted model, not a curated record